ACGAAGGAGCCUGUAGAGUUAAGAUGGCGGCAUGUGGGUGAGGAGGCUGUAGAGCAAAGCUCCGGUUUUCUUUCGUUAUAAGGACUUAUAUGAAACCACAAAGUUGUAGUUACCUGGAAAAUAAUAUUCCCCCCAUACUACAUACAUUUUCGUCUUAUUUGGAUUGAAAUAAUGACGUCUAUACACUUCGUGGUUCACCCGUUGCCCGGGACCGAGGACCAGCUCAAUGACAGGCUCCGGGAAGUCUCUGAGAAACUCAACAAAUACAAUUACAACAGCCACCCCCACCUCAGUCUUCUUGAGCAGGCCACGUUGAAACAAUGUGUGGUUGGACCAAACCAUGCUGGUUUUCUCCUUGAGGAUGGGCGUGUGUGUCGGAUAGGUUUUGCUGUCCAGCCAGACCGCCUGGAGCUGGGGAAAGCAGACGGCACAGAGGGUUCAAAGUUGAGCAGUGGGUCAGGGGCAGGAAGGAGCUCCAGGCCAGGCAGGACUAGUGAUCCGCCCUGGUUCCUGCCUGGUUCAGACACUUUGGGCAGACUGGCAGGCAACACCCUUGGGAGUCGCUGGAGCUCCGGGGUGAAUGGCGGAGGCAGCGGCGGAGGCGGCAGCAGCGGGGGAGGCGGUGCCGGCGGGGGCGGCGGGAGCAGCGGCGCCGGAGGAGGGGGCGGCGGAGGGGGAGGAGGAGGAGGCUCGUCCGGCCGCUCCUCCACGGCAGCCAGGGACUCACGCCGGCAGACGCGGGUCAUCCGCACCGGCCGAGACCGCGGCUCUGGCCUCCUGGGCAGCCAGCCCCAACCGGUCAUCCCGGCAUCAGUCAUCCCUGAGGAGCUUAUCUCUCAGGCCCAGGUGGUGCUGCAGGGGAAGUCGCGCAGCGUGAUCAUCCGCGAGCUGCAGCGCACCAACCUGGACGUGAACCUGGCCGUCAACAACCUGCUGAGCCGCGACGACGAGGACGGGGACGACGGGGACGACACGGCUAGCGAGUCCUACCUGCCCGGAGGUACGGCCGCGCAGCUGCUGAUCUCUUCCCUUGCACAAACACACACACGCGCUCUCACUCUUAGAGAAGACCUCAUGUCUCUGCUGGAUGCGGACAUCCACUCGGCUCACCCCAGCGUCAUCAUUGACGCAGACGCCAUGUUCUCUGAGGACAUCAGCUACUUCGGCUACCCCUCCUUUCGCCGAUCCUCCCUGUCACGCCUCAGCUCCUCACGAGUUCUCCUUCUCCCCUUAGAGCGCGACUCGGAGCUGCUGCGGGAGCGCGAGUCGGUGCUGCGGCUGCGCGAGCGCCGCUGGCUGGACGGCGCCUCCUUCGACGCCGAGCGCGGCUCCACCAGCCGCGAGGGCGAGCCCAGCCUGGACAAGAAGAGCGCGCCGCUGCAGAGCCCCGUCUCCCUCAGCGAGGAGCUGCAGUGGUGGCCCGACAAGGACGGCACGAGGUUUGUGUGCAUUGCGGCCUUGUACUCUGAGCUAGUAGCAGUGAGCUCAAAGGGAGAGCUCUAUCAGUGGAAGUGGAGUGACCCUGAACCCUACAGAAACGCACAGAAUCCCUCAAUCCAUCACCCGCGGGUGUCCUCUUUGGGCUUGACCAACGAGAAGAUCACGCUUCUGUCCGCCAACAGUAUCAGAGCUACUGUAGCCACUGAGACCAACAAGGUGGCGACGUGGGUGGAUGACUCCCUGAGCACAGUGGCCUCCAAGCUGGAGCACGGAGCGCAGAGCUUCCCAGAGCUGCAGGGCGAGCGCAUCGUCUCGCUGCACUGCUGCGCCCUCUACACCUGCGCCCAGCUGGAGAACAGCCUCUACUGGUGGGGCGUGGUGCCGUUUAGUCAGCGGAAGAAGAUGCUGGAGAAGGCUCGAGCCAAGAACAAGAAGCCAAAGUCCAGUGCUGGCAUCUCGUCCAUACCCAACAUCACCGUGGGAACACAGGUGUGCCUGAGGAAUAACCCUCUGUACCAUGCUGGAGCUGUGGCCUUCUCGGUCAACGCUGGUAUCCCUAAGGUGGGCGUUCUGCUUGAGUCGGUGUGGAACAUGAACGAGAGCUGCAGGUUCCAACUGCGCUCGCCAGAAAGCCUCAAGAACAUGGAGAAGAGCACUAAGACCCAGGAGGCCAAUGUGCUGUUGGCAUGCUGCUCUGUGUUGUGCAGGGCGGAGAGUAAACCCGAGCUGGUGAAGACUGAGAUGGGUCCCCCUCCCUCCCCCGCCUCCACAUGCAGCGACGCCUCCUCCAUCGCCAGUAGCGCCUCUCUGCCUUACAAGCGGCGGCGCUCCACCCCGGCCCCCAAGGAGGAGGAGAAAGUCAACGAGGAGCAGUGGCCUCUGCGCGAGGUCGUGUUUGUGGAGGACGUGAAAAACGUCCCCGUGGGAAAGGUGCUAAAAGUCGAUGGUGCGUAUGUUGCUGUGAAAUUUCCAGGGACCUCGAGCAGCGUGAGCAGCCAGAGCGCAGCUCCCACUGACUCUGACCCCUCCUCACUGCUGCAAGACUGCAGGCUCCUCAGAAUAGAUGAACUACAGGUUGUAAAAACUGGGGGAACUCCUAAAGUUCCUGAUUGCUUUCAGCGCACACCUAAAAAACUUUGUAUCCCAGAAAAGGCUGAAAUUCUAGCCGUGAAUGUUGACUCCAAAGGAGUCCAUGCCGUGUUGAAAACAGGCAGUUGGGUUAGGUACUGUAUCUUUGACUUGGCAAGUGGGAAAGCUGAGCAGGAGAAUCAUUUUCCUACCAGCAACCUGGCUUUUCUGGGUCAGAGCGAACGCAAUGUGGCCAUCUUCACCGCAGGACAGGAAUCUCCAAUUAUCCUGCGCGAUGGCAACGGCACAAUUUACCCCAUGGCCAAAGACUGUAUGGGUGGGAUAAGAGACCCUGAUUGGCUGGAUUUGCCGCCCAUCACCAGCUUAGGCAUGGGAGUUCACUCUCUCGUCAAUCUCCCCAGCAACUCGACCAUCAAAAAGAAAGCUGCUGUCAUAAUCAUGGCGGUGGAGAAGCAGACCCUGAUGCAGCACGUGCUGCGCUGCGACUACGAGGCGUGCCGUCAGUACCUGGCGGGCCUGGAGCAGGCGGUGCUGCUGGAGCAGAACCCGCACGCGCUCGACGCCCUGCUGGGCCACCGCUGCGACGGCAACCGCAACGUGCUGCACGCCUGCGUCUCCGUCUGCUUCCCCGUCAGCAACAAGGAGACCAAGGAGGAGGAAGGUACGGCCCGCCGAGCCGCCGCUCCGAGAGCCGAGGCUGGCCAGGCCAGCUGGGCAGUCCUGCAAGCACCCGAAGCCGAGCGCUCGGAGAGGAACACGUUUGCGGAGCGGCUGUCGGCGGUGGAGGCCAUUGCCAACGCCAUCUCGGUGGUGUCCAGCAACAGCUCGGGCAACAGGACCGGCUCCUCCAGCAGCCGAGGCCUGCGACUGAGAGAGAUGAUGAGACGCUCCCUCAGGGCAGCGGGCCUCGGGCGCCACGAGUCUGGCCCCUCCUCCAGUGACCACCAGGAUCCCGUGUCUCCUCCCAUCGCACCCCCCAGCUGGGUGCCGGACCCCCCUCCCAUGGAUCCAGAUGGUGACAUUGACUUCAUCCUGGCCCCUGCAGUGGGCUCCCUCACCACUGCCUCCACCGGCACCAGCCAGGGCCCCAGCACCUCCACCAUCCCCGGGCCGUCGUCUGAGCCCUCGGUGGUGGAGUCCAAAGACCGCAAGGCCAACGCUCACCUCAUCCUCAAGCUCAUGUGUGACAGCGUGGUGCUGCGGCCUCACUUGCGCCAGCUCCUCUCCGCCAAGGAUGCGCGUGGAAUGACUCCGUUCAUGCUGGCAGUGAGCGGGAGAGCCUACCCAGCAGCCAUCACGGUCCUGGAAGCGGCGCAGAAAAUCGCUAAGGGGGAGUCUGGCAGCGGCGAGAAGGAGGACGCCGACUCGCUGUUCAUGGAGAUGAUCUGCCCGUCGGGCACCAACCCGGACGACUCGCCCCUCUACGUGCUCUGCUGCAACGACACCUGCAGCUUCACCUGGACCGGCGCCGAGCACAUCAAUCAGGACAUCUUUGAGUGCCGGACCUGCGGUUUGCUGGAAUCUUUGUGCUGCUGCACCGAAUGUGCCCGGGUCUGCCACAAGGGACACGACUGCAAGCUGAAGAGGACCUCCCCCACUGCGUACUGCGACUGCUGGGAGAAAUGCAAGUGCAAGACGUUGAUCGCUGGGCAGAAGGCUGCUCGUCUGGACCUCCUCUACAGGCUGCUCACAACCACCAACCUUGUCACUACCCCCAACAGCAGGGGGGAGCACAUCCUGCUGUUCCUGGUGCAGACAGUUGCCAGGCAGAGUGUGGAACACUGCCAGUACCGGCCGCCCCGCAUCCGAGAAGACCGCAAUCGCAAAGCUGCCAGUGCAGAGGACUCGGACAUGCCGGACCACGACCUGGAGCCGCCACGCUUCGCCCAGCUGGCCCUGGAGCGCGUGCUGCAGGACUGGAACGCCCUCAAGUCCAUGAUCAUGUUCGGCUCCCAGGAGAACAAAGACCCGCUGAGUGCGAGCAGUAGGAUCGCCCACCUCCUCCCAGAGGAGCAGGUGUAUCUGAACCAGCAGAGCGGCACCAUCAGGCUGGACUGCUUCACCCACUGCCUCAUCGUCAAGUGUGCCCCGGACAUCACGUUCAUCGACACGCUCCUGGGCACGCUGGUGAAGGAGCUGCAGAAUAAAUACACCCCUGGGCGGCGGGAGGAGGCGGUGACCGUCACCAGGCGCUUCCUGCGCUCAGUGGCCCGUGUGUUUGUCAUCCUCAGCGUGGAGAUGGCCUCGUCAAAGAAGAAAAAUAACUUCAUCCCGCAGCCCAUAGGGAAGUGCCGGCGCGUGUUCCAGGCUCUGCUGCCGUACGCGGUGGAGGAGCUGUGCAACGUGGCCGAGUCGCUCAUCGUGCCCGUGCGCAUGGGUAUCGCCCGGCCCACCGCCCCCUUCACGCUGGCCAGCACCAGCAUCGACGCCGUGCAGGGCAGCGAGGAGCUCUUCUCCGUAGAGCCGCUGCCGCCCCGGCCCUCCCCUGACCAGUCCAGCAACUCCAGUCAGGCUGCCUCGUCCUACAUCAUCCGGACCCCCCAACCCCACCGCAGCAGCCAAUCCCAGCCCGUUCGCGGGCGCGACGAGGAGCAGGACGACAUUGUGUCCGCUGACGUUGAGGAGGUGGAGGUGGUGGAGGGUGUUGCUGGAGAGGAGGAUCACCAUGACGACCAGGAGGAGCAGGGGGAGGAGAACGCGGAGGCUGAGGGUCAGCACGACGAGCACGAUGAGGACGGAAGUGACAUGGAGUUGGAUCUCCUCGCUGCCGCGGAGACCGAGAGUGACAGCGAGAGUAACCACAGCAACCAGGACAAUGCUAGUGGACGGAGAAGUGUGGUCACGGCAGCAACUGCCGGAUCUGAAGCAGGUGCCAGCAGUGUCCCUGCCUUCUUUUCAGAGGACGACUCGCAGUCCAACGACUCGAGCGACUCGGACAGCAGCAGCAGCCAGAGCGACGACGUGGACCAGGAGACCUUCCUGGUGGACGAGCCGCUGGAGAGGACCACGGGCACGGCGCACGCCAACAGCGCCGCCCAGGCGCCGCGCUCCAUGCAGUGGGCCGUGCGCACCACGCCCAGCCAGCGGGCAGCAGGGGGCGCCCCGUCCAGCACCUCCACGCCCGCAGCGAGCUCCACGGGCCUGAUCUACAUCGACCCGUCCAACCUGCGCCGCAGCAGCGCCAUCAGCAACAGUGCGGCGGUGGCCGCCGCCGCCCUGGAGGCCAGCAACUCCAGCAGCUACCUGACGUCCGCCAGCAGCCUGGCCCGCGCCUACAGCAUCGUCAUCCGCCAGAUCUCCGACCUCAUGGGCCUCAUCCCCAAGUACAACCACCUGGUCUACUCCCAGUACCCGGCCGCCGUCAAGCUCACCUACCAGGACGCCGUCAACCUGCAGAACUAUGUGGAGGACAAGCUGAUCCCCACCUGGAACUGGAUGGUGUCCAUUAUGGACUCCACAGAGGCCCAGCUGCGCUACGGCUCAGCGCUGUCCUCCGCCGGGGACCCAGGUCACCCCAGCCACCCGCUGCACGCCUCCCAGCACGCCGGCCGCCGAGAGCGCAUGACCGCUCGCGAGGAGCCCAGCCUGCGCACGUUGGAGGGCCGCAGGCGCGCCGCUACACUGCUGACCGCUCGGCAGGGCAUGAUGUCGGCCCGCGGAGACUUCCUGAACUACGCGCUGUCGCUGAUGCGCUCGCACAACGACGAGCACUCGGACGUGCUGCCCGUGCUGGACGUGUGCUCCCUCAAACACGUGGCCUACGUCUUCCAGGCCCUCAUCUACUGGAUCAAGGCCAUGAACCAGCAGACCACGCUGGACACGCCACAGAUGGACCGCAAAAGGAAUCGAGAAAUUCUGGAGCUUGGUUUGGACAAUGAGGACUCGGAGCAUGAGAACGACGAGGACACCAAUCAGAGUUUUGCAUUGGAAUUCGAAGAGGGACACAAGAGGAAGGCAGUUAGGCAGAAAGGAGGCAAAAAGAAGCGAGCGGCUGUCAAAGGUUCCACGCUGCAAGACAAGGACGACGAGCCGGUUCCCGCAGAGACGGGACAGAACCACCCCUUCUUCCGCCGCUCGGACUCCAUGACCUUCCUGGGCUGCAUCCCGCCCAAUCCCUUUGAAGUGCCCUUGGCUGAAGCCAUCCCAUUGGCUGAUCAGCCCCACCUCUUACAGCCCAAUGCGAGGAAGGAGGACCUGUUUGGUCGACCGAGCCAAGGGCUGUACUCCUCCUCCUACAUGGCCAGCAAAGGACUUGCUGACAUGUCGGUGGAUAGGAACUGCCUAGAGGUAAGCAAAGGAAUUCUACCCACUAAGAUGUCGUACUCGGCCAACAUGAAGAAUGUGAUGAGCAUGGAGUCACGGCCCAGGGGCAGCGAGGAGCAGGCCGCGGCGGAGCAGGAGAUGGACACCUCCAAGCCCGGCCCCUCUCCCCACGACCUGGCUGCCCAGCUCAAGAGCAGCCUGCUGGCCGAGAUCGGCCUGACCGAGAGCGACGGACCUCCACUGCCCUCCUUCAGACCCCACUGUAGUUUUAUGGGAAUGGUGAUCUCUCAUGACAUGCUGCUGGGCCGCUGGCGGCUCUCUCUGGAGCUGUUUGGAAGAGUGUUCAUGGAGGACGUGGGCGCUGAGCCAGGAUCGAUCCUGACGGAGCUGGGCGGCUUUGAGGUGAAGGAGUCCAAGUUCCGGCGGGAGAUGGAGAAGCUGCGCAACCUGCAGUCGCGGGACCUGGCGCUGGAGGUGGACCGCGACCGCGACCAGCUCAUCCAGCAGACCAUGCGGCAGCUCAACACCCACUUCGGCCGCCGCUGCACCACCACGCCCAUGGCCGUGCACCGCGUCAAGGUCACCUUCAAGGACGAGCCGGGCGAGGGCAGCGGCGUGGCGCGCAGCUUCUACACGGCCAUCGCCCAGGCCUUCCUGUCCAACGAGAAGCUGCCCAACCUGGACUGCGUGCAGAGCGUCAGCAAGGGCAUGCAGGCCAGCAUUGCUGCAUUCGCUGACUUGGGCGUGAACAUAGGAGAACAAGAUUUGAAAGAUCUCAUGCAACGCCUGAGGAACCGGGACCGGGAGAGGGAACGCAGGAGCGGGGGGCUGCGCGCUGGCUCCCGGCGGGACCGCGACAGGGACUCGAGAAGGCAGUUGUCCAUCGACACCCGGCCCUUCAGGCCUGCCUCUGAAGGAAACCCCAGCGACGAGCCGGACCCACUCCCGGCACACAGGCAGGCGCUGGGAGAACGGCUGUACCCCCGGGUACACGCCAUGCAACCGGCGUUUGCGAGUAAAAUCACGGGGAUGCUGCUGGAGCUGUCCCCUGCUCAGCUGCUGCUGCUCCUGGCCAGCGAGGACUCCCUGAGGGCCCGCGUGGAGGAGGCCAUGGAGCUCCUUAUCGCACAUGGAAGGGAAAACGGUGCUGACAGCAUAUUGGACCUCGGUGUCCUGGACGCCCCUGAGAAAGCACAGCAGGAGAACAGGAAGAGGCACGGCUCCACCCGCAGCGUGGUGGACAUGGAGCUGGACGACCCCGAUGACGGGGACGAUAACGCCCCUCUGUUCUACCAACCGGGCAAGCGGGGCUUCUACUCCCCACGACCGGGCAAGAACACGGAGGCCAGACUCAACUGCUUCCGCAACAUUGGCAGAAUACUAGGGCUUUGUUUGCUGCAGAAUGAGCUGUGCCCGAUCACUUUGAAUAGACACGUCAUCAAAGUGCUGCUCGGGAGAAAGGUGAACUGGCAUGACUUUGCCUUCUUCGACCCCGUGAUGUAUGAGAGCUUGCGGCAGCUAAUCCUCCACUCCCAGGCUGGGGAGGCCGAGGCCGUGUUCUCAGCCAUGGACCUGGCCUUCGCCAUCGACCUCUGUAAAGAGGAGGGCGCUGGACAGGUGGAGCUGUUGUCUGGUGGGGUGAACAUGCCAGUGACCCCUUUGAAUGUUUAUGAGUAUGUGAGGAAGUAUGCAGAGCACAGAAUGUUGGUGGUUGCUGAACAGCCUCUGCAUGCAAUGAGAAAGGGGCUCCUAGAUGUGCUUCCCAAGAAUGCUCUGGAGGACCUCACAGCAGAGGACUUCCGGCUUCUGGUCAAUGGGUGUGGAGAGGUCAAUGUGCAGAUGCUUAUCAGCUUCACCUCAUUCAACGAUGAAUCGGGGGAAAAUGCUGAGAAACUUCUACAGUUCAAGCGCUGGUUUUGGUCCAUUGUUGAGAAGAUGAGUAUGACAGAAAGGCAGGAUCUGGUGUACUUCUGGACAUCUAGUCCAUCUCUGCCGGCUAGCGAGGAGGGCUUCCAGCCGAUGCCCUCCAUCACCAUCCGGCCUCCAGAUGACCAGCACCUGCCCACCGCCAACACCUGCAUCUCCCGCCUCUAUGUGCCACUCUACUCCUCCAAACAGAUUCUCAAACAGAAACUCUUAUUAGCCAUCAAGACCAAGAACUUCGGUUUUGUGUAGAGGUUGACGGAAAAAAAACAUGUUUACUGUUGUGUAAUAUUACUAGUUCCAUUUUUGUAGAUUUAUUUUUUGUCUAUACAAUUUUAUGGAAUUUAAAGAAAUGCUGUCGCAUCCCUGGCGGUAAUUUUGAUCUGUUGUGAAAGCAGACGGCUUGUUCUUAUUUUAUUUUCUGUUUUAUUUUAUUUUUUAUUUUCUUUUUUUUCUGAAAUAAAUAUACAUUCCUGCAUUGGCUUUGUGAAGUUGAGCCCGCAGCUCUCAGUUCCAUUGGCUUGAACUGUAAUGUCCCAGGAAUCAUCUGUUCGACAUGAAACUGUCUGCCGAGCCCCAGCCAAAGAUGACAGCAGAAAAUAUUUAACAAAAAAAAUUUACACUGUGAUUAUGAAUUUUUUCUUCCCCUUCUGCCCAUGACAGAAAACUUACUAUCACUGAGAGAUCACAGCUGCCUUUGUGGAAAGUCAUUUUUUCUUGUAUAGGGGGAGUAGGGAAUUUCAGAAUAAACUUGGAUGCAACUACUGGC
Sardina pilchardus (European sardine) is the source of this 9484-nucleotide messenger RNA. RefSeq names its product ubiquitin protein ligase E3 component n-recognin 5 (gene ubr5). The transcript is spliced from 60 exons. The record is from RefSeq and is a predicted model, not a curated record. Gene Ontology annotation, cellular component: cytoplasm; nucleus. Gene Ontology annotation, biological process: protein polyubiquitination; positive regulation of canonical Wnt signaling pathway. The coding region runs from base 172 to 8967 and encodes 2931 amino acids. Gene Ontology annotation, molecular function: zinc ion binding; ubiquitin-ubiquitin ligase activity; ubiquitin binding. NCBI's taxonomy places the organism in Eukaryota, Metazoa, Chordata, Actinopteri, Clupeiformes, Clupeidae.